GCGGGUUCGAACUGGGUUGGAUCUGGGUUCGAACAGCGUCUCGCGGUCGGGUUAGGUCCGGUGCCUGCCAGCGUCUGACAACUACUUGCUCGCUGCUCUCGAGCGAGAGCUGGCUUACAACGAGCGAAACGUUCGCAAGGUGCCGUCGGUGCGGCUGGUUUCCUUGAGACCGACGAGGGGUGGCACCCUUCAUCGCCGAGGCGGGAUUUCUCUAGCCGGUCGUUGAAAUGGCUCUCCCGUGAUGCCUCAGAGUUGUGUAGAGAUAGGCAUGAAUUGUGAGUUUUCUCGUGUCAAUUGCAGAGAAUGAUGGCUCAGGUGGGUCUUCUUCCUCACGAGAAUGUUCUUCACGGUUCUCAGAUGGACCCUCCCAUCGAAUCGUUUCUUCAAGCCUCGUGAAGAAAGAGUACCAGGUUUGAAAAUUUUGGUCAGUUGUAAUACUGGAAUGGCAGGUGCGGGUUCAUCUUCUCGUUUGCAACCAUUUCAGGUCUCCAGUCCUGGACGACUUGAGAACCCAGAAAGAUUGCUGCACGAGUCGCAUUCAGCUCCAACCGGGUAGUAGGUUGGUACUUCCUUAAGACCACAAUUUUUGUAUGACAGUCCGGUCAUCUGUAGACCGAGACUUACACCGAGGCAGGUGUUGAAGUCGUGGGCAACGAUACAUGCAUGACAGUUCGGCCACUAGAGAUUCAGAAAUAUCCGUCGACAGGUGAUAAAACCGUGGGCAACGCUGUCUAUCCAUCACCAUCCCGCAGUUGUCAAGUCACUGUGUCUUACUUAUCUUAUCUCUUUAGGCACUUUUUAAAACCUGAGUUCUCUCCAAACAUACAUGUUCACCGACAGUUGUGAGAGGAAGCUUGUCGCCCUGUUGUGUUAACUCACAGCCACUCACAACUCACUUUUGAAAAUGUGAAAAGUCAAUAUUGCACGGACACAUUCAAAAGACAUCGUGGUUUCAUUCUCUGCGCAACAUUUGAGCUAGCUCGGCUUCAAACGCGUACUCGUCUGCCCGGGAAGUUUUGUUUUGCUGCCUAAACAAUCGAUUUCAGGUCCAAAUUUCCUGGCCUAGUAGGUACACCGUACGUGUACAUGUUCAGUGACCUGUCCGGCUAUCUCAAUCUGACAAUUUAUCAGAAUUUAGCUUAAGGGCUCCCUCACACUUCUAACCAGAAGGUGGCUGGAGAGUCGAAAACUUUUGCCACGUUUUGGUGGAAGUAGAAUUGGAACGUUACAUUUCCUGAUACCGAGUUUAGUCACUAUCAAGACG
Marchantia polymorpha subsp. ruderalis is the source of this 1264-nucleotide messenger RNA. NCBI's taxonomy places the organism in Eukaryota, Viridiplantae, Streptophyta, Marchantiopsida, Marchantiales, Marchantiaceae. The record is from the annotation of a GenBank genome assembly.